AAUCUUAGCUGUGGAAGGGUGAUUAUAGAAGAAUAGACAAGUUUUGUUUCACACAUUUUACUAUUAACCCCUACAAUGUUAUUAUCGUUUUGUCAUUCCCAAAAAAACAUAAAUGUCUUGGUGUUUGGGUGGGGGUAUUUGAGGUUUUUUUUUAUGGCCAUUAGUAAUUAAAAAAUUAAUUGAGGAUAUAAGUGUUUUUUUUAAAUAAUAUUUAUUUUUUAUUUUUUAAAAUUUAUUUUUGAUAUUAAAAUAAUAUAAAAACACAAAAAAACACUAUUUUAAAACAAAAAAUAGAAAAUUAUAUUUAUUUCGUUCAAUUCUUUUUUUCUCGUCUCUUUUUAUGUUUAUUUUUUUUCUUAUAAAGUAAUUAUUGGUGAUUAUAUAUCUGUAGCACUUUAAAUUUUUUGGAAGAUUUUUAAAAGGGUGAGUUAAUGAAAUAAGUAUACAUAUAUAUAUAGAUAAAACCAAUUUUUUUUUAUCUGUCCCUGUUACUAUCUUGGCUUCGAAUUCCCCCAUAAAAGAAACUUCAUAUUAAAUAGAUCAUUGGCUGUCCUCAUCUUUUUAUUUUUAAGGUGAGGAUAUUCUCGUUUCUAUAUUUAUAUUUGAUGUUUUUGAACUAGCUAGAGAAAAUGCGUCAUUAUCCAUGAAGAAAAGUUAUAUCUGAUCAUACAAUAACAGUUCCACAAGGCUUGGAGCACCAACCAUUUACGGUUUCAUAAAUGUCCAAGUUAGUAAUAACAUAUUUAUAAAUAGAUCCUAAGAACAGAAACUACUUCUGCAGUCCCAUCAUUCAUCUCUUCUACGUUUUUUCUGAAUUUAGUAGAGGGUAUAUUCUUCUGAGGGCGGUUUCCAAUUCACCGGAAACCGCUCUUCAUAUCGAAUUUUGUUUCACUCUAUGUAAAUCUAACAUUGUUUCUUUCUGAAUGACAAACCGCUCUUCAUAAAAGGUUGAAUACUUUUUUAUCAGCAGGAACCUUGUCGUUCCUAUUUUAUUCAUAAUCAAAAGCUGCAAAAGAGAUGGCUGCAACUAACCAGUUUUCAUCUCUUCAACAGCCUUGUAAAUGGGUGAAGGGUAAAGUUAUUGGAUCUGGGUCACAUGGAACUGUUCAUUUAGCCAUCAAUAAGGUCACUGGUGGACUUUUUGUGGCAAAAAGUGCACUUUCUGGGGUUGAUAGUAAAUAUUUAGAGCAUGAGGCUAACAUUCUUGAGAGCUUGGAUUCGCCUUAUAUGAUUCGGUGUAUGGGGAAGGGCUGGCAAAAAGGAUCAGAUGGUGAUGCUAAACUUAAUGUUUUCAUAGAGUAUAUGGCUGGAGGGAGCCUGUCAGAUAUGGCUGAGAAAUUUGGUGGGGCACUAGAAGAGGAAGUAAUUCGUUUAUAUACCAAACAGAUACUUAAUGGUCUGAAGUAUCUUCAUGAAAAUGGGAUCGUUCAUUGUGAUCUCAAGUGCAAGAAUGUGCUACUAGGCUUGUCAGGAAACAUUAAGUUAGCAGAUUUCGGAUGUGCUAAGAGGCUGAAAGACCUGGACAGAAAUGGAAAGUUCGCCUAUUCCUGGCAAUCUGUAGGGGGGACUCCAUUGUGGAUGGCCCCUGAAGUUUUAAGAAAGGAAGGCUUAGAUUUUGCUUCAGAUAUUUGGUCCUUGGGAUGCGCAGUUAUUGAAAUGGCAACCGGGAGGCCUCCUUGGGGUUAUAAGGCGUCGAAUCCAAUGGCGGUUGUAUUGAAGAUUGCAUGUAGCAAUGAGAGGCCUAAUUUUCCAGUUCAUUUCUCUGAAGAAGGGAUGGAUUUCCUGGCUAAGUGUCUCGAGAGGAAUCCCGAAAGUAGGUGGACAGCAGAAGAAUUGCUGGAUCACCCUUUUAUUACAGGAAAUUCGCAGAAGAAAUACGUAUGCUCCCCUGCAAGUGUUCUGGACAAUAUUGGAACUUACGAGGAGGAUUAUGAUUCAGAUGAAUCAGGGAAUCCUGAUGAACACCUGCUAUGGAAUCCUUUUUCGAUGAGGAAUUGCGGAAAACCAAAAAUAAUAGCACUGAGGCAGCAUGCUGACAAUGAUUUUGUAUCCUCGGGAGAUUGGAUUACUGUUAGAUAAGGUUGAAAGAAAUGUGAUUUAAUUUCUGAUCCAUGUCUUGUAAGAUAUUCAGAACUCGGAAGAUGUACAUGUAAGAAUAAAAUACAUUGGCUGUACAUUACUUAUUUAUCUUUCUUUUACAGAUCUUGUCUAAAAUCAAAUCAUAUGAUACUACUACUCUUAGCACUCUA
Molecule: messenger RNA, 2249 nt
Organism: Populus nigra (black poplar)
Lineage: Eukaryota; Viridiplantae; Streptophyta; Magnoliopsida; Malpighiales; Salicaceae
Product: mitogen-activated protein kinase kinase kinase 17-like
Exons: 1
Coding region: 1018-2079 (353 amino acids)
Biological process (GO): protein phosphorylation
Molecular function (GO): ATP binding; protein kinase activity
Source: RefSeq, a predicted model, not a curated record